AUGCUAUUACCACUGUUGCUGCUACUGCUACUACUUCUACUACUUAUACUGCUACUGCUGAUACUACCGCAACACCAGCAUGAUUCAAUUUUUAGAUAUAUUUUUCAUUUUGAUAGAAACAAAACAAAUGCAGUACUUUCAAGCUCUCGUAACGCAGCUUUGAUUGGAGGAAUAGUUGUUGGAGUUUUCAUUCUCAUUUUUAUCCUUGCCUUUGUCAUAUUCCUCGUCUGUAAAUAUAAGAAAAAUGAUUAUCAAGAUAGUCGCGUAGAACCAAUAAUCGAGAAGGAGGAAAAACCCGUCCAAAACAUUCCGAAAAUCCAAGUGAACGAUCAGUACAUUAAUAAGAAGCCUCAAGGAGAUCAAAUCACCAACAAUUACAACAACUUCAACAUCGUCAACAACAUCAGCAACGAUGCAUCACUCAACAAGAAAAAAAUUGACAGACACCAUAGUUUUGAGGACAGCACAAAAGUUUCAAGCACUCAGAAGGCCGAUAAGUUGGCAUCUUCAUCGAGGAGCACGAGAAGAGAGGCCACGAGUACGGAAGGAAACGCCAGAAAUAAUCACAACGACAUCCGAAGCAAGAAAACAAUUCAAGAAAAAAAUUUAAAAAAAUCAAUCAGUAACGUUGAUGAGAAGUUUAAUUGUGUUCCUCCUUUGAAACUGAACGGCAAACAGCAGACGGAGCAAGCAGGAAAGUAUGACAGCAGAAGUAUGCUGGCUGGAUCGUCAAAAAAUAAAACUGACGUUGGUAAGAAAUUUCAGUCGACUAAAUCAAAUGAUAAAAAAACAAAAACUAAUGAAGAUGAAAAUGAUAAAUUUAAAAGUAGGAAGAGCGAUAAGUUGACAUUCAACGAUUCGGUAAUGAUAAAACAUUUUGACUUGGAAAGUAGCUGCAAUGAUGACAUUGAUUAUCUUGACGACAUCAACGAUCCCAUUCCCAAGAACAGGAAAAGAAAUUCAACAAAACUCAUUACUGAUGCUCCCAAAAGCAAACACGCUGAUCACUACAGAGAUGCUACAGUGAAUAAAAUAAUAGGUAAAGGUAAGGAGAGUGAGAAUGUAUUGGAAGACGAAGAUGGUUAUUAUUACGGGACAGCUAACGAUCACAUGGCUAAUGAAAUUCGCAUAGGUGCUCAUCAUCGCUCGCCAAACGAUGGCAGUCAGGCAAGAAAACACUUACAAAAUAAUGACCGUGAAAGAAUAAAUAAAAAUCAAAAACGUAUCGUUAGCGGCAAUAAAACGAAUGAAAGCAUUAACGAUGAUGACGACGACGAUAAUGAUGACGACAUUUACGACGUCACACACAAUAAAAAGAAACAAUUCCAAAAACCAUCCAACAAAUCCGACCGAUCCCGAUUUUACAAAGCUGAUCCUGCCGGGAACGAUAAUGAUAGCGACUAUAUCGAUGGCUACUACGAAGAUAGAUACCAGUUGUAG
Messenger RNA from Helobdella robusta, 1440 nucleotides. RefSeq lists its product as hypothetical. The transcript has 5 exons. The record is from RefSeq and is a predicted model, not a curated record. NCBI's taxonomy places the organism in Eukaryota, Metazoa, Annelida, Clitellata, Rhynchobdellida, Glossiphoniidae. The coding region runs from base 1 to 1440 and encodes 479 amino acids.